AUGCCAAAACAAGAGUUCGAGUUCAUCGAUUAUACUGGACCAUUGGUUGUUGCGUGCUUGUUUGCAAUCAUUGUAUUUCUGAUUUCAUUCUUCAUCAUCAACUUCUAUUGUAUUACGAAGAUGGACGACUUGACCGUUUUCGAAAAGUUUGGUGCACGAGAUGGAAUUCGAUUAGGUCCUCACACGAUGCAGCAAAUCAAACGUGGUGGUUUUGCAUCAACCUACGCUGCAGAAGAAAAAAACGGCUUAAUGAUAUAA
Molecule: messenger RNA, 258 nt
Organism: Anisakis simplex (herring worm)
Lineage: Eukaryota; Metazoa; Nematoda; Chromadorea; Rhabditida; Anisakidae
Source: the annotation of a GenBank genome assembly